AUGGCUGCUGGUACAGAAGUGUUUGUUGAGACUGCAGUGGUGGAUAUGGAGUACCCUAGUGCAGUUGCUGUUGAGUUUUCAUCAACAGAAGACACUGCCAGUGAAAACAGCACUGAUAAAAAGGCUAAUUCCAAUGCUAAGGAGUCUGGGGAAAGGGAUGUUGUUAAGGACUUUGGUUCAGAUUCAAAAUCAGAACUGCGAAUGGAGGAUAUUGUUGACAUGUUGAAGAAACUCAAGUUGAAUCCUCUGGCUAAGGAAUUCUUCCCUUCCUCGUAUUAUCACAGCGAGAUGGGGUCCAACAAUUUUUUAGGGGAUAAAAACUCUGGCAUUGAUGGUUCCACAAUAAAUCGUAGGAGAAGAAAUAACCACAACCAGGUCAGGAGGAGAAUGGGUGUCAGGACUUUUAGAGCCCAGAGAGAAGAUAGUAUUAGGCGAACAGUCUAUGUCUCUGACAUUGAUCACAAUGUCACUGAAGAGCGGCUUGCUGCCUUAUUCAGCGCCUGUGGGCAAGUUGUUGAUUGUCGAAUUUGCGGCGAUGUGCACUCCCGUCUUCGCUUUGCUUUUGUUGAAUUUUCGGACGAGUAUUCUGCUCGAGCGUCGCUUAGCCUUUGUGGGACACUGUUAGGUUUCUCUCCUGUUAAGGUGUUGCCCUCUAAAACUGCCAUUCUUCCUGUGAAUCCUACAUUCCUUCCCAGGUCGGAAGACGAACGGGAGAUGUGUGCCAGGACAAUCUACUGUACCAACAUUGAUAAAAUGGUUUCUCAGGCUGAUGUUAAGAAUUUCUUCGAAACAAGAUGUGGUCAGGUUUCCCGCCUGAGGCUCUUGGGGGAUUACUUGCAUUCUACGCGGAUUGGUUUUGUUGAAUUUUCCAUGGCUGAGAGUGCAAUACUCGCCCUUGAUUGUUGUGGCGAAAUUUUGGGAUCCCAACACAUCAGGGUAAGCCCUUCAAAGACACCCGUGAGACCACGAGUUCCACUCCCGGGAAUGCAAUUCAAUGGACAGCCCGUGAAGGUGGUGAUAAUCAACACCCAAUACGUGGAAACUGAUGCCACGAGCUUCAAAUCUGUUGUUCAGAGACUCACCGGAAAAGAUGCAGUGGUGGCGGCCGAUUCAUCUUCCACAGCCAAAAAGCCGCCGAGGAGUGAAACGUCCACCAUUUCUCCUCCAGUUUUUUCUCGUGGAAUGUCUUUUAAAGAUUUUGAUAGGAUGCUGAAGGAGUUGCCACCACUAGAUGAACUUUACAGGCUUUAUGCAGAAUAA
Fraxinus pennsylvanica is the source of this 1260-nucleotide messenger RNA. NCBI's taxonomy places the organism in Eukaryota, Viridiplantae, Streptophyta, Magnoliopsida, Lamiales, Oleaceae. The record is from the annotation of a GenBank genome assembly.